This is a messenger RNA of Pecten maximus, 607 nucleotides long. RefSeq lists its product as uncharacterized. Lineage: Eukaryota; Metazoa; Mollusca; Bivalvia; Pectinida; Pectinidae. The transcript has 3 exons. The record is from RefSeq and is a predicted model, not a curated record. Bases 144 to 563 code for a protein of 139 amino acids.
UUUAAUUCGUCACAUUUUUAUGUCUGACAAAUACUAUUUCAGGAGGAUUUCUUAUUACAUUCAACAUAUCAUCAAACGGUGAUCAGGAGUUGCAGGCACCAUUUGAAAAUGGAUUUGUCCCACUUGAAAGCAUCGUGUCAGAAAUGACCAAAGAGGGGAUAAUCACACAGGAGGAAUAUCUUGCAACAAACAUUAAUGCCUACCUUAGGAGAACGACAGAAGAUUUCAAGGAGCCGUUCACCAGCGACCUGCCGGGAAUAAAGGAACUAGGGCUGGAACUGGUGUCGAUAAGAUCAGUUAAACAUUAUACGCCCCAUCCGACAUUCGAUGUUGUUAACGAGGAUACGACGGACAAGCUCAAAUAUUCCGAAAGGAUAGUUGCUAUGGUCUACCCAUGGUUACAUGACGUAAUUUACAGAGGAUUUUCGAAUUCCAGAACUGAGGAAGAGAAAAAGAUGAUUAUUGACCAAUACUUCCGCAGGAUACAGACAUACGCAUUUGAACAUUCUGAUUUUAAACCAUACUUAUUCUUCACAGAGGUUGUAGUGAAAAAGAACAAAUAAUUACAUUAGGUCACAUUUGAUUUCACGGUGACAGCAUAGCAUAA